Messenger RNA from Glarea lozoyensis ATCC 20868, 2262 nucleotides. RefSeq lists its product as uncharacterized. Bases 1 to 2262 code for a protein of 753 amino acids. NCBI's taxonomy places the organism in Eukaryota, Fungi, Ascomycota, Leotiomycetes, Helotiales, Helotiaceae. The record is from RefSeq and is a predicted model, not a curated record. The transcript has 5 exons.
AUGAGCCCUAACGGAGGAGACAACAACUUCUCGGAUGACGACUUCGACGACCUGCCCAACGAUUAUCUCGCCGAAUUGGAGCACAAUGCCAUCCAGUUCACGCAAGCCCAAACCCAACCCCGCGUUCUCAAGCAACCGGCUGCCGUGAACGCAGCACCGUCGUCUGACUAUGGCGACGACAUUGACGAUGAGGAUCUGGAUGAUGCGGUGGUGAUUGACGAGUCGAGGAGUACUCCUGCCAUCAUUCCGAACCUCCAGCGAGAACACACUAGUCAAGCUGUACAGAGAGAACAAUUCCGGCAGCAGCGAUAUGGCAAUGCUACAGCUGGGAAUGCAUAUGCCAACAACGGGGCAGAUCGAGAACGGUCUCGUAUGCCCCCUCCGCCCAUGUUCAGUCAACCAAUACCACAAGGCAGCCGAACCCGAAAACCAGAAAAUGAUUCCUCGAACACAUUUGGUAGCCAGCCAGCAGCUUCGCAACAUGGAGCGGAUGCAUUGCAGAAACAGAUUGAAGAUUUGUUGAAAGAACGAGACGCUUUGAAGUCUGACCUCAAUGCUAAGACGGGCGAGAUUGCUAUUGUUCGAAGUAAGCAGGAGAAAACCGUCAAGCAGUAUGAAAGAGAAAUGCUGGCCAUGCGGAAGCUUAAUGAGGAGAAGAUAUCUAAGCAAGAAAAGGCACUGGAGGCCGCUAAAACUGCGGAGAAGAAUGCCGCGACUGAGAGGGAUUUCUUGAAGCAGGACCUAGCAGAAGAAUCGGAGAGAGUUCGCAAAUUAAACAAAGCCGAGACCUCAGAGAAACUAGGUGCGAAUUUGACGACGCCUAAAAAGAAGAAAGCGCUUGCGCAUAGAGAUGGAUUUGACGACGAAGAGAUUGAGUUUUUGUCUCCAUCCAAGGUUUCUCCAUCGAAGUUUCAGAAACGACUCAUGGGCUCGCCAUCCAAGGCUGGGGCGAAGAGAAAAAGGAAAGCUGUUGAGAGUCCAAUCGCCGCAUUGGAAGUAAUGCAAGAUGACACCGCAGCCGGUGCAGCCGACGUGGCUGAGGGUAGAGAUUUCAUUCUCGAUGAGUCCAUCCUUGCCGGCCUCAGUAUGCAGGAUGAUCGCUUUGAUUUCUUGGGAACCAUGUUAGAUCACAAAGUUGACUCCCAGCACCAACGAACGAUCCAGGAACUCGAGAAAUAUGCACUGCCUUCUGCACCAAAAGAAUCUUUUGAAACCUAUCUAUUGAGCAAAAUUCCACAGCUUGGGCUCAAAAAGGAUCAAAAGAGUUUACCCAUUGAUUUCUGUGAACUACUAGUUUCCAUGUGGACAAAAUGUAUGGAUGAUAAAUACCUUGCGCCAAUUUACCUCCUGGUAGACCUGUUGACUACCGCUCUCGAGAUGAAGACAUCCGCUAUUGCUCCUUCACUUACCGAUUCAAUUGUACCACUGGCUCAACUCACCGCGGACCUAGUAGUAAUACCUAGGUGGAAAGGCAAGUCUGCGGAAAUCCAUGAAAAACACGUAGACGUGGGCAAAUGCUUGGAGCUUCUCCAGAUCGUAUCGCUCGGGUGUAUGGGCGAGCAACAGCACAUCGUUCGCUUCUGGAAAUUGAUGCGAUUCGACUUUGUGUUGGUAAUGCUUAGCCCAAACCAACCCACCAUUGAUUUCGAGACGAUGAUGCGCUUGUUAUCAACGAGUGUUUUUGCUGAAAGUUUUGGCCCGAUCGUGGCGGAGUCCACCCAGGCUGUUCAGGUAAUGGACAAUAUUCUCGACCGCCUGACAUAUACGCUUUUUGAAGUUCCCCCACUGCCGCAAACCUCUGAGAAGAUGGAUCUGGCUGUGCUUUCCAGACUUCGUUUCAAGGUUUUACUGUUAAUGACGAGCAUGACUCAAUCGCCGUUUGCGAGUAAGGCUAUUGCGAUGCACCCUCAUGCCAUCGGCAGACUUGUGAGUCUCAUUAGUGACGAGUUGGAUGAUCUUUAUGAUUACAGAGCCCGGCACAAGGAGGGUUCUAGAAUCAUCACGCUCGCAACCCGUUUGCUUUACCACUUAGUUACUAGGUUUGACGAUGAUAAUGAUAUGCAGAAAAAACUCGCCGUGAUUCGUGGUGGAUCACAAAAGUACCUGCUGGCACUCUCGCGGCUCAACUUUUCCGAAGAUGAUCUUCUACUGGAGUCCAGCAUCGACACGGAUGUGGCAGCAUGUGCUUUAGAACUAUUAGAGCUCUUCGUGACACCCGAGGAGGGAGAUGCCAUCCAUUCAGCAUUUUCUGCAGGUUCAUAG